AGUGAAUAAAAAAAAACAAAACGAUUCAAAGCUUUCAUCCGCAGAAAACUUCAUUUGAUUACCCUUUCCCUCAGUCAUUCGUUAUUCGGUCAGCAAUUUUCCUUUUUUCAUUUUGAUUUGUUCAGAUAAAUUACCAUUUUAGCUGCGGAAAUUCACGAUUUAUUUUAGGAUGCUGGGAUUGUGUAAUCUGGUUGAAGUUGUGAAACUUGGGAGGAUUAGGAUUUAAGCCUACUGCACUAUUUGGAAUUUUGGGGGAGCCUGAAUACUAGUCUCUCGUCCCAUGUGUUCUCUGUGUGGUGUCUGGUCAGUGGAAUCGGAUGGCUUUUCCCAUUCAGGGACUUCAUCGUAAGAGCCAAACAAGCAAAGUCCCUUUGUUGAUGGAGCGUGCAGAUACACGUAAUGGUAGUGAACAUGUUAUAGAUAUUGCUGGUACCAGCAAUGCUUCGUCCAGUUUAUCACAUGAAAGGCAGUCGAGUGGCUUGGAGUGGCAUCAAAGUGAAGAUCAGCCAUCUACUAGUUCAAGAGUUCCUGUAAAUCAACAACCUCAGCUCUUCUCUGGUGGACCUAUUUCAAGAAACUCGUCUCUCAUCCGAAGAGGAAAUAGUCGAGGCCGCCAAAGAAGUCCACUAAAUUCUGGCUUGUGGAUAUCGGUGGAGUUAGUGUUGACACUCAGCCAAAUUAUCGCUGCUAUAAUUGUCUUAGCUUUAUCAAAGCAUGAGAAGCCCCGUGCUCCUUUGAGAGCAUGGAUUAUUGGUUAUGCAUCUGGAUGUGUUUCAAUACUUCCCCUUCUAUAUUGGCGAUUUAGAUAUCGAAACCAGGUUUCUGAACUAGAUGCAUCUCAGAGUCGUGUGGAUCCUUCUCAGGGAAACAAUAAUGCUGGUCCGACGAGUAGGAGAGCCGUGGAAGGGGAGGACCGCCGUACAACUAGUACAACAACCAGAGGCAGCCAGAGUAACGGGGUACCAAAUCCAAGGCUUAAGGUAUUUGUUGAGUAUUUCAAGAUGAGUUUGGAUUGCUUUUUUGCUGUUUGGUUUGUUGUUGGAAAUGUAUGGAUUUUUGGAGGGCGCUCAUCGUCUGCUGAAGCCACCAAUUUGUACAGGUUGUGUAUAGUAUUCCUAGCCUUUAGCUGUAUUGGAUAUGCAAUGCCUUUUAUUUUGUGCACUACAAUCUGCUGCUGCCUCCCUUGUAUAAUAUCAGUCCUAGGCUUCAGAGAAGAUUUUUCGCAUAAUAGAGGAGCCACUCAAGAUUCGAUAAAUUCUCUCCCGGUUUAUAAGUUCAAAGUAAAGAAAGUUAAGAACGGCAAUGACAAGGAGAGUGAAGGUGGGAUCGUGGCUGCUGGAACAGAGAAAGAGCGAGCAGUAUCUGGAGAAGAUGCAUCCUGCUGCAUUUGCUUAGCCAAGUACGUAAACAAUGAUGAACUCCGCGAGUUGCCCUGUUCCCAUCUGUUCCACAAAGACUGCGUGGAUAAAUGGCUCAAGAUCAACGCAUCGUGCCCACUUUGCAAAGCCGAAGUUGGCGAGACCGUUUUGACCACCCUGACCGACACAACUGCCAACCUGCGAAACGGCAACACUCUAUGAAAAAACUGCAGGUAUGAUGAUAUCCAGAAUUAUUGUUUGGAUUCCUCAUUUAAGCAGUGUGUGUGAGAUAAAAGAUUCAAAGAAAAUGAUGGCUAUGUAAUAGAAAGACUAAUAUCAGAUUUGUCAUAUUGUUUAGAGAGCCUUAAAAGAUUAUUUUUAAGCUUGUUAGAAUAUCAAUAGAAUCAGAGUUCGAAUAAGUUUUUAUCUA
Molecule: messenger RNA, 1788 nt
Organism: Salvia hispanica
Lineage: Eukaryota; Viridiplantae; Streptophyta; Magnoliopsida; Lamiales; Lamiaceae
Product: E3 ubiquitin-protein ligase At1g63170-like
Source: RefSeq, a predicted model, not a curated record